UACUUCAAUGAUAGAAAAUAAAUUGAAAAAUGAAUUUGGAACAAUGACAAAGCAGAAUGGUUCACUUGGGGGACAACAUCUUGCAAGCCACAGAAUGGAAUCUUAUGAGAAAAAACAGAAGGUGGAUUCAUUAAUGUACCAUGACAUGAACAUUACUCAGCUGGGCGCUAGCCCAACAGUAUGGGAAAAAUCUUCAUUACGCUGUCGGAACAGAUUAUCCAUUUUAAGUAAAGAUGCAGAUGUUGUUGUUGAAGAAAUAGUUGAAGAUGACAACACCAUUGUGUCUGGUACUGUUGAUCAAAAUGAUCCAAAACAACUUCAACCAGUUUCAAAGAGACCGAAAAAGACGACUUAUAAGAAAAUUGUUUCAGACACCAACCUCAGCUAUUGUGCAGGUUUUCAGGGAUUGGUUUCGGUUAGUCAUGUGAUAAGUCCAUGCCAUUUCUACAUUCAAAAGUCUUCAGAGAAAAAGAAAGCUAUUGUCUUGGCAGCAGAAGCUGACGAUCUCUCUCGUAGUAUGGAAGUGUCAAAAUCCCCUGCAGCUACUCUGGAACUUGGUGAAAGAAUUAUUGUUAAUAGCAGCAUUUUUCGUGCAUGGCGCCGAGGAAUUAUCACUGAACUGGUGCCACAAGGAAAAAUUGAUAAAGCUAAUAAUACUACAAAGUAUCAAAUAACUGAUCUUGCUGCACUCAGAGUGUUCAUUUUGGACUUCGGCCAUUCAGAAAUAUUUGUACUCCCAGGAACUGAUAACCUUUUGAAGAAGUUGGAGGAUGGUGUGGAUACAUACACAUGUGUCAGUGAUUUGAACCAGUGUAUACGAAAAGUGAUCCCUCAAAUGAAAGGAGCACUAAAUUACAUUCCUCCAUUAGCAAUUAAAUGCUCAUUGAAGGAUAUUGUUCCAGCAAAUCCAAGUAACAGUUGGAGUGUGGAAGCCAGGAAUGAAUUUACACGAAUUGUAGAUAACAAAGCUGUACAGAUGAUAGUUUUGGGAGAGGAUGGCGACAAACUUCUUGUGGACUUGAAAAAACCUCCGAUGGACAAGAUGGAAAGUGAUGUUCCUGUCUCAUUACGCGAUGCACUUGUCUUCCUUGAAUUGGCCAGGUUUGUUAGUGAAUAUUCUAUCCCCAUGCCAAAUCUGGAAGCCAACCAGUUGACUAUGCAGUAUUGUCCACCUGUCAAGCCACCUUUUUUAAAGGAGAUUGAAAUUAUGGUUACACAUGUCAACGAUCCAUUGGAUUUCUACAUUCAGUUGAUGGAUAGUGUGGAUCUUCUCAUCCUCACAAGAAAUAUGUUUGAAUUUUAUACUGGAAAAGAUGUCAGUUUGGAGAUCCUGUGCCCAUUUGUUGGACAAGCUUGUGCAGCACUCUUUGAUGAUGGAGGAUGGUACAGAUGUCAAAUUAGUGGCUUACCUGGACAUAGAGAAGUUGAUGUCAAAUACGUUGAUUAUGGCAACACAGCACGAAUACCAGUAACAAAUACAAGGAAGUUAAAAGAGGAUUUUCUAACUUUACCUAUUCAAGCUUUACAAUGCAGACUGUCGGAUGUGGAACCUAUCAAUAGCACAGAAGGAUGGAACGAUUGUGCAAAAGAGAGAUUUCAAUACCUUACAUUGAACAAGUGCAUGUGGUGUCAUAUAACUUAUGAAUCUUGGGGAGACUCAUUGUCAGUUCAGUUAUCAGCACCUGAUUUGAAUGGGACAAAAGCUUGUAUAAACAACAUUUUAGUUGAAGAAAACCUGGCAAGCUUUACAAAGAAUUAUUUCACAGAUAAUGUAGAGCACAAUAACAAAGCUCUGAUGACUUCCACCAAACAAAUAAAUGAAGCUGGAAUAAUAAGUGUUCAUGACAGUGUAUCAAAUUGCCAACAGCUUGAAGAAAUGGACAUUUCUGGGACAGUAUCAAGUGGAAAUGCUUUUGAUUAUGGUCAGCAAGUGGACGUGAAAGUAACAUUUGUGGCUUCUCCCAGCAGUAUAUUUGUACAGAUGUUAAUGUCACAGUAUCGGCUGAAAGAUUUGCAGGAAGAAAUGAAAGUUGCAUAUUCAUCUUUGGAACAUGAAGUUGUUGAAUGGGAGGAGAGUAUGGACUGCGCAUUAUUGGCUUUUGAGCACAGAGAGUGGAGAAGAGGGAAAGUCACCAAAGUGAUUUCGGAUAAGUUUGUGGAGGUAUUCUGCUAUGACUUCGGAAACAAAGAAACAGUAAGCAUCAGUAUGAUAAGACAGCUAAAAGAAGAGUUCCGAUUUGAACCUCUGGCUCUUGAAUGCUCCUUGUCGCAUAUUAGACCAGCUGGAGGGAGUUUAAAUUGGACAGCAACAUCAUGUGACUUUCUGGAAGAAGUUCUGAUUGGACGUUCAGUACUUAUCAACGUUGAGGAAUCGUCAUCCAAAUCACCUGUACCAGUGAAACUCUAUGCUAAGGAUGAAAUUGAACAAUUUGUCAACAUAGCACAGUACUUGGUCAAGAAAGGUUUGGCCUUACCUCAGAAAAUUUCAACUACACCAGGCGUUAGAGCAAAACACGCUGAUGUGAAGCAAAGUGACAAGGAGCAGUCAGCGGGCCAAGCAACUGAAAUUGGGUAUCAAAUACUCAACAAUCAUGAAAAUCACCUGUCUUCCAAAAAAACAUACAAACCUGCUGUCCUACCAAAUGUGAAUAUCUUCAAUGUUGAAAUAACUGGUGUUGAUGAUAAUGGAAUCAUCUAUGGAAUAGCAGUAUCAAUGAAAGAGCAAUUUACCAUGUUGACAAGUGCUAUCCAGACCAGUUUUAAAGUUCUACCAUUACUGAAACCGUACUGCUAUAGCAAGAGGGAAGGCUGCAUUGUUAAAGGCUCUGAUACACUCUGGUACAGAGCAAAGAUUUUGGAAGUGAUUGGGGGAUCUGUUAAGGUACAAUAUGUUGACCGUGGAUAUACUGAAACAAUUCCUCAAUGCCAUGUUUAUCCAGUGCUAAUGUAUCCUGAUAUUCCAGAGCUUUGCCUUCCAUUUCAGCUUUUUGGAGUAGAACCUGUAGGAAACAAAUGGCAAGAAGAUGCUAUUGACACUCUGAGAGAAUUACUUUACCAAAGAAAUUUAGAAGUGGAGGUUAUGGUCCAGCCGGGAAAUGGCAUACAGAUGCUGCUAGCUGAUCUUCACUUUGAUGGAAUUUCAGUUUCUUCCUUUAUGAUACUUCACAACCAUGCUCUUAAAAAAGAAAAGGCUUCUGUAACGUUCAAGAAAUUUUGUCCGAAUUUAAAUGAUGGAAAUGAGCCUGAAGAAAGUUGGGAUUUGAUGCAUGAGGAUUUGCUGGCCUCACGCUUUGAAACCUUCAUGGUGCCAGAGUAUGAUUAUCCAUUAUUGCCUUUACCUGGAAAGAUUUUCCCUGUAACAGUAAAGCACCUAGAAACUCCCAAUCAGGUGUACAUUUCCAUUGGUUCGAGGAGAGAUGUUGAAUCUGAUACUGACACGGAUGAUAGCGGCAUAAGCUAUGAACCAGAAGAUGAUCUUGAGCAAGCUCUCAGAGAGCUUAAUCAGAAUGCAGAGGCACUUCCUUUACUAUCUGAUUUCAGAUCAGAAAUGCCUUGCCUUGCUGAAUACAGCGAUGGACGAUGGUACAGAGCAAAAGUAUUGUCACUAGAUAAAGUCCAACCAUUAAAGAUCUUGGUGCAGCAUGUUGACUUUGGCUCCACUGCAUCUUUACCACAUUUUAGGCUUCGGCAGAUUCCUGCACGUUUAGUGCAGUAUCCAGUUCGAGCCAUCAAAGUCAAGCUGGCAGGAUUUAAACCCCCAGCUUUAAUGAAUAAUGUUGACCGAAUUGCAUACAGUCCAGAAUGGUCCAUGGAGGCUCUGUGGACAAUAAUUGACAUUGUACAAAGGAAUCAACUUACAGCAUUCUUGGUGGGCCUAUGUCCAGAAGUUUCUGUAUUCUUGUAUGAAGAAGGAUCACUGAUUCACCUACCACUUGUGGAAAAGGGGCUAGCAGACUUAGAUAUGUAAAAGGUAUCAGCAAGAUGUUGGAGAACCUUCAAACCACACAAGAUUCUACAAAAUAUUGCCGUUACAUUUUUCUUGUAUCUUUUACUGCAAAGGUUUUGCUGUACUGGAGUUUGAAGGUGUAUAAAGCUAUUGUGUUCAAGUUUUCUUGACUGAAUACUGUUUAGCAUUGUUUUAUUUUACUUAAAGCAUUGAUGUGAUGCUAAUGUAUAUCUGUUCAAUGGCUAAGUUCAUGAUGGUUCAACUGCAAAAAAAAAAUUGACAUUACUUCUAAGUUUUUUGUUUUUCCAAUAUGCUCAAUAGUCUAACAGCACCAUGUUAUUGUUUUGUUUAACGAGUAUCAAGAAUACCAAUUAUGGUAAAUAAUUCUGAUUUGAUGGCAGAGUUGUCAAAUUUCUGUAUAUUCAUAAAUAUUGUUUAUUGUUUGAAGUAAAUGUUUAUAUUUUCAAUAAAGUUGUUUUCUGGUGUGUUUCCAGUGGCAUGCUACCAUUUUCCUAUUUAUUCAAGCAAUGGUUUGGGAUGAUCACCCAAGUAAAUUCUUAAGAAUUAGAAAAAUGUAUCAAGAUAUUUCUUAUGGUAAAUUUAUUAAGGUAAAUCAACACUUUAACUUAUUUCUUUUCUGCUCGAUGCAGAAA
This is a messenger RNA of Chiloscyllium plagiosum (whitespotted bambooshark), 4599 nucleotides long. It is a transcript of the gene rnf17, whose product is annotated as ring finger protein 17. The record is from RefSeq and is a predicted model, not a curated record. NCBI's taxonomy places the organism in Eukaryota, Metazoa, Chordata, Chondrichthyes, Orectolobiformes, Hemiscylliidae.